GAUUAUUAAAAAGGGAACUCCACCAAGGCGGGACAAAAGGGAAUCAAGAACAAGCCACGGCGGACAAGUUGGCCAGGCCAUGGCUUGCUGGAAGGAAAUACGAAGCAGCAGCUGGAUUUAUCCUACCCUGGUCCUUUGCAUUUAUGGAUUUUUCUCCAUGAUGAGGCCAUCAGAACCUUUCCUCACCCCUUAUCUAACAGGUCCAGAUAAAAACCUGACUAUCGAUGAGGUUACAAACCAGGUUUUCCCAGUUUGGACAUACUCCUAUCUGGUGCUGCUGUUUCCUGUUUUCUUGAUUACGGACUAUCUGCGCUAUAAGCCCAUCAUUAUUCUACAAGGCCUUAGCUUCAUUAUUACGUGGCUGAUGCUUUUAUUUUGCCAAGGAGUGCUAGCCAUGCAGUGGAUGGAGUUUUUUUAUGGGAUGGUAACAGCCACUGAAGUUGCCUAUUACGCCUACAUUUACAGUGUUGUCAGUGCUGACCAUUAUCAGAAAGUGACUAGUUAUUGCAGAAGCAUCACACUUGUUUCAACCACAGUUGCAGCGGUGUUGGGGCAACUUUUAGUAUCUUUGGCAGAGCUAUCCUAUUUUUAUCUAAAUGCCAUUAGUUUGGCUUCUCUGUCCUUGGCCUUCCUAGCCUCAUUUUUUCUACCAAUGCCAAAAAAAAGUAUGUUCUUUCACAAAAAUCAUAUCCCUGAAACUCCCCAAGGAACAAUGGGACAAGACACAAUGUCAAAUGCACUCGGCAUUAAUGAGCAGCCAAGUUGCCAAGAGGACAAAGACACUGCGAAAUCAUCUGUCAUUUCCAGGACAUUGCCUGAAUGCCAGUCUGACAAGCACCAGUGUCAUAUGCUUGUGCAGUUAUGCAAGGAUUUAAAGGAAUGCUAUUGCACUAAGAAGCUUCUUUACUGGUCCCUAUGGUGGGCUUUAGCCACUGCAGGCUAUAACCAGAUUGUGAAUUACAUCCAGGUGUUAUGGGACGACAGAGCACCCUCUCAGAAUUAUGACAUUUAUAAUGGGGCUGUUGAGGCAGCAGCAACAUUUCUGAGUUCAGUAACCUCCAUGGCAGUAGGAUAUGUGAAAAUUAACUGGGAUCUUUCAGGAGAGCUAGCACUGGGAAUCUUCUCUGCACUGGAUGCUGGUUCUCUAUUUCUCAUGCAUUUUACUACCAACAUCUGGGCAUGCUAUGCUAGCUAUCUAGUUUUCAAGUCAUGUUAUAUGCUCCUCAUAACAAUAUCAACGUUUCAGAUCGCUGUCAAUCUAAGCAUGGAACGCUACGCUUUGAUGUUUGGAUUCAACAACUUUGUUGCACUGGUGAUUCAGACCAUUAUAACUGUAGUCGUAGUUGAUUCAAGAGGUCUAGGAUUGAAGAUAGUCACCCAGUUCCUAAUUUAUGGCAGUUACUUUGCGAUCAUAGCUGGGAUUUUCUUGAUCAGAAGCAUUUACACAAUUGUCUCAAUCCAAUGCAAAAAGGAAACACGGAACUUCUCCAACGGAUCUCAGAACAUUAAGGAACAAGAAUCAGAAACCAGAUUAUAACCAGCUAUGCAAACAUCUGUAGCUUUAAUGACUUAUCAAAAAUGCCCCUGCCUGCAAAACUCACUGAAGUCAAUGAGAGAUUGCAGUAAGGGGAGCAGCACUUAGUCCUUCAUGUACGCCCCUGCUAAAUCACAACAAAAUUACUCCAACCGAAAGAAUUGCCUGAUAUAAUUGAACACCAGAUCUUCAGCUGGUGUAAAUCGAUAUUGUGCCACUGAUCUGAACUGAUCUACACUAACUUAUAUCCUUCUGAGGAACUGGCCCAUCAUACUGACAUUUGGCCAAAAAAGGAAAGAAUCUGGUUUGACUGGAUUCUGAUUUAUUUACACAACAGCAUGACAAUCUCAAUCUAUAGUUAUGCCAAAAAUACCGCGGUUCUUUUCCCCUCUCUCACUCAGGCUUUUGAAAAAAUUGUAAAUAGGCUGCUUUCCGUUCAGCAAUUCAGCUUUGCUACUCCAAGUGGGAUGAGGGUUUUUCCUAUGCCUGUAGAAGAAUUACUGACUCUACACCCCUAUAACAUUCCUUCUUAGUUUUGUAUCUAUAAUGCUGUUUCCUUCCCUCCACCUUUAAGAUCACUCUUGAAAACUGGGCCUUUCACUCAUGAUGGUUGGAGAAGCCAGGUUCCCCAGAACAACUGUGGUGGUUAAAUUGUAAAAAGAGUCAAGUCGU
This is a messenger RNA of Mauremys reevesii (Reeves's turtle), 2206 nucleotides long. It is a transcript of the gene SLC19A3, whose product is annotated as solute carrier family 19 member 3. Bases 80 to 1537 code for a protein of 485 amino acids. The transcript is spliced from 6 exons. The record is from RefSeq and is a predicted model, not a curated record. Gene Ontology annotation, biological process: transmembrane transport; vitamin transport. Lineage: Eukaryota; Metazoa; Chordata; Testudines; Geoemydidae. Gene Ontology annotation, molecular function: thiamine transmembrane transporter activity. Gene Ontology annotation, cellular component: plasma membrane.